UCAUUCGUAUCAAAGCGCGGUGAGUUACGGACUUCCCGAAUGUCAAGUGAAUUAUUUAGAGGCGUAUAAUGUUGAAGUUUUACGAAAAUCCCGUGUUACGGCAGUAUACUAUAGUUAUUAUUGUGAACCUGAGCGUGCUAAGCACAGGACUAGGCCUGGCAUGGCCUUCACCAGUGCUCGUGAAGAUAGCUGACAAGGACCAGACUAUCCUGCCAAGACCUGUCACUGCAGAGGAGGGGUCAUGGAUCGUAUCCAUUGGGUUCUUGACGGGGAUUGUAGCCAACCUAUUCAUCGGAGGAGUCCUAAUAGACAGGAUGGGUAGGAAACCAUGUCUCAUCCUGGUCUCCCUACCCAAGCUUGUGGGUGGCUUCAUCUUCAUAUAUGCCAAUGAAGUGUGGAUGCUGUUACUGGGGAGAGCUCUCAUUGGCGUAGCUGAUGCUGGGAUCUUUACUCUACUGCCUAUGUAUGCUUCGGAGAUUGCUAGUAAAGAAAUCCGUGGCAGUCUGGGCACCAUAUUGCAGAUCAUGUGUUCCUUCGGCGUGGUCACCAUGCUAUCCAUGGGUCCCUUCAUCUCUUACAAAAUGCUGAACAUCAUCUUCACAGGAUUCAUCAUAUUCACUACAAUACCACUGUUCAUAUUACCUGAUGGACCGUAUUCUUUGUAUUCUAGAGGUCACAAAACAGAAGCAGUAAAAGUCCUAACCUUCCUCCGAGGCUCAGAAUCUUUAGCAAACGAGGAACUAAAAGAAUACGAAAUGGCUUCAGAAACGAACAAUACAAAAACCUCUAAAAGGGACAUUUUCACCAACAGAUUAUUCUUAAAAUCCUUAACUCUAGUGCUGAUACUAGGUUUCGGAGCACAAUUUGUAGGUUUUAAUGCUGUGACCUUCUAUCUGCAAACGGUUUUGGAGUCUACGCAAACGUCAGUGAGACCAGAAAUUGCGUCGGUGACUAUUGGGCUGAUUCAACUGUUUGCCAGUUUUUGUACAACGGCUGUCACUGACAGGUUUGGGAGGAAACCUAUUUUGACUAUCACUUGUGUCGGCAUGGGGUUGGGGAUGCUCGGCCUCGGAACAUUCUUCAAGCUGAAAGAGGGGGGAGAAGUGACUGGCUUUCUGAACUACGUGCCUUUAAUAUCCCUUAUAUUGGUGGUCUACUGUUAUAGUGCAGGUAUCGGCUCUCUAAUCUGGGUGAUCAACGCUGAACUUUUCGACGACCGUUCCAGAGGGGUAGGCAUGUCAAUAGCCAUGGUUGCAGGCACCUUAUUCGUCUUCCUAACCACUAAAUACUUCGCCAUAGUCUCCUAUGGCAUUGGUCCAGCAACCACAUACUGGAUAUUCAGUGUAAAUUGCAUAUUAUUAUGUGUAUUCAUCAUGUUUUGUAUACCGGAGACGAAAGGCAAAAGCUUUUCGGAAAUACAGGAUAUUUUGAGAGGGAAGAAAAAGGAGAAAGAGGAUAAUAGUGAUUGUUAAUUUUUAUUUAAUAAGUACUUUGUAAUAGUGUAUAUUUGAAUGAAUUUUGUGUGAUAAAAGACUGUAUGUUCAGUGAAUCUUAAGCCUUAUAGUGUAAGACAAGCCUAUGACUGUACAAUCUACGGAUAAGAUAGAUCAUAAAUAAAUAUAUUCAGAUCACAAAAAGAUGCAACUGCCCACCAGUUCAGCAUAUACUUUUAUUUAUUUCAAUACACCUUUAUUUAUUUUUACCAAACAUGUUUUAGAUAAUAAAAGAAUGACUGAUAUCACAAUGUUAAUAAAAAAUGUUGGAUGACUAA
Molecule: messenger RNA, 1771 nt
Organism: Helicoverpa zea (corn earworm)
Lineage: Eukaryota; Metazoa; Arthropoda; Insecta; Lepidoptera; Noctuidae
Product: facilitated trehalose transporter Tret1-like
Exons: 7
Coding region: 69-1472 (467 amino acids)
Biological process (GO): transmembrane transport
Cellular component (GO): membrane
Molecular function (GO): transmembrane transporter activity
Source: RefSeq, a predicted model, not a curated record